Molecule: messenger RNA, 2754 nt
Organism: Mytilus californianus (California mussel)
Lineage: Eukaryota; Metazoa; Mollusca; Bivalvia; Mytilida; Mytilidae
Product: alpha-protein kinase vwkA-like
Exons: 2
Coding region: 190-1182 (330 amino acids)
Biological process (GO): protein phosphorylation
Molecular function (GO): protein serine/threonine kinase activity; ATP binding
Source: RefSeq, a predicted model, not a curated record
CUGCAAUGGUCAAAGUGAUGAUAUAUUGGCUCCCGUGAGGGACUUUGUCAUUUUAAAUGAACGUGGUUGGUAUUUCAACUCACUGGAGCUACGUAUAAAACUAAUGAAGACAAGUUGUCAGAGUUGAUUGGCUUCCCAUACUACAGAGGAUAGCUGUCGUAUUUACUUUUCGGAAGGUCUAUGUAGGCCAUGGGACAGCAGGUCAGUGUUGAAACCUUGACUACAAGAGAUACAGAUAAAACCAGUCUUUAUUGGUGUAGCUUCGAACCAUAUCCACAUAAAGUGGGAAAGCGUAAACUAACAUACCUCGGAGUUCUAAACGGAGAAGGUCCAAGAAAAGGAGAGAAAUGUAUGGUAAAGGCAUUCCGAAAUGGUUGUGGCACAUAUGAAGAUUGGUUGGCAGAACGAGAAAGAUCUCAUCAUGCAAACCAAACCGCUAGGCGAUUCCAAAAGGAACUUGAAACACAAGGAAAAACUGCUAAGAUGCAUUUCACAAUUCCAUUAAUGGUAGAAAUCGAUGAAGUGUCGAACUAUAUGUGCGUGUCCUUUAUUGUUGGAAAACCACAUAAGAAAAUGAGAGAACUAGAGGUUGUGUCGUUGGAACCUUAUUACGAAAACGACUUUAAAGUUUUCAAAUCUGACAAAAUGCGUUCGUUUGAAACGACAUUAUGUGAGGCUUUUACACAUUUUAGUUGGUAUGACAGUAAUGGGGAAAUAGUUGUUACAAGCCUGAAAGGUGUUCGGAAAAUGAACCAGUAUGACUUCACAGUACCUAUCAUUCAUUCAAAAGAAAGAACGUAUGGUGCAACUGAUCAUGGGUCAAAGGGCAUUAAAGAUUUCUUCCGUGAGCAUCAGUGCAAUGAAAUAUGCAAUAACUGGCCGCGGCCAGAUCGUAUUUCAGUUAAUACUGAAGAUGUAGAAAAGAGCACUCUAGAGCGCUUCCAAAUCCAUCCACAGGAAUCAAUCAAACCAAAAUUCGGGUACAGCAAUAAUGUUUGGAAUCCAGAACUCCAUCGCUUUUAUAUUCAAAAUAUAAAUAAAGAUGAAACUGUGCACUGCCAAAAAGAACAGAAUUGUUUCUGCGAAUACUUCCGGUUACCCUGUCAACAUAGUAUAAGCCAUAACUCUGCUUUUAUUUACAAUAAAAAUCAACCGAAAGAUGGCAUGGGAAACUUUUUGUAAUUUGUUAAAUCAUUCGUCAAAAAUUUCAAAAUCAAAGUUUGAAUUUCUUCAAUGUGCUGGUCGCAUUUUCCAGUUGUGCCAUUUGGAAUAUGAAGAUAUCGGAGGAAAAAAACUUGCUAUUAUUCAUGCUUAAACGUAACUUUUGAUACCGAUUUUCAAACUAUUAGUGUGAGCUUAGAUUUUGCAGAUAUUUUUUAUGGUGUACUCGUAUACAUAUUGUCAUCACGGGUAAGAAAUUAAAAUGAAAGUCAGGUCUGCAGGACACCACAGAUUUUUGUCACUUACUAUGAAGAGCUUUUUUAUUUAAUCAGAUACCAGGUCAUAUAAAAUUAAGAGUAGCUUGGAAGAUUUUUUUAAACCCAAGAAAAGGGAAAGUGGUCGACAGAAAUGUCGAGGUCUGAAUAAAUACUUCAAUUAUAGUUUAAAAUACGAUAAUCUCAUAUAUCAGUAAUAUAAUAUAACAGAAUACAAUCACGAAACUAAAUAGUCAGACUGUUAAAUUCUAUGAUUAAAAUGUAUCCAGAAUUUAAUGAGUUUCGUAAAAUAUAUGUGCUUGUGAAAAGCAGAUUUUACAGUUGCUUUCAAUUGAAGUUAACAAUAAAAAAGUGAGAGAGAAAAAACUAAAAUUAUUCCGGAAAUAGUUUCAAGGAAAAAUCUUAUAACACAAAGCAGGCCUGUGAAAACGAAAUAUGUAGACACUUACUAUUAAGCAUGUCUGUGUUAAGCUAUUUCUUUAAAUAUACAAAAAAUUACUGCAUAUUUCGAAUACUAAGUCUAGUACUUUUUUGAUGAUUUGAGAUGUAUCUAUACAUAUCAUUUUAUGUUUUAUAUGGUAAACCCCCUAGAGAAACCUCCAUUGAAAAUACGAGGAAAGCGAAUAAAAGGACCGUCCAUAAAUAAUGUUUUGUUUAUUUAUGUUAUUUCACUAUACUAUUUAUAUAUCUGUGGGAAUAAUGUUUUAAUAAUAUUACAUGUUAAACAUUUUACAAAAUACUGCACUUUACUUUUCUGAUAAGAGAAUAUGUUAUGUAGUCUUAAACCGAUAUUUUAUUUUCUGUAAUAUGAAACUUUUUUAAUUUUUUUUUUUUUUGUUAGAAUUUGAAAUAUCUAGGGUGAAACAUAUAAAUGUUCCAAUUAUUAUAUUGUCUAUAGAUAUAAUACAUUUUACGAAUCAAAGAUAAUAAUAAAAUAAAAUAGUGUUAUCAGGCGGCCCAUUGAAAUAUUAAUCUGUUGACUUCGGUUAUUGGUUAUAACCGCAUAACCACAUUGCAAUUCGUCACAAUCAAAGAAUUAACGAACGUUCGGAACUCAUUUACUAAUAGAUACUUCUCUCCCUCUACACCUCUAGUCAGUUAUCUUAAAGUGCUAUGUUUGAAUAUCUAAUUUGUUGUUAACCAGAAUAUUACAAUCUGUUGUUAUAUCAUAUAGCGUGUUGUGGUAUCCUCGAAAUGGUAUUGUUGUUACAUUUGUUUAGAAAUGCAUUGUUGAUUUUUAUAUGUACUGUUUUGUUGUCGACCGAUGAAAUGUACUAUUUUGUUGUUACUCAGAAAAUAAAUAUAUAUUAAACUAAAA